AUCACUCUAAUAUUUGAUGGAAAAGAUAGAAUACACCUGUUCAGAAUGAGUAUAUCUUGAAAAAUAAUGCCUGAUUCUAAGGAGAAGAUGGAUGAGUUACACUUUUUCUGUGAGAAGUUAAUCUCAGAAAACCUCUCCUGACUUGCAAAAAAUAAGAUUCUGAACAUGAAACUCUCUUGGCUCCUGAUCUGGGCUGAAAUACUGUUUCUGAAGCCAGUCACAGCUGACUGCAACAUUACUUCUCAAACAGUCAUUUGUGAGGAGUCCGGAAAGAACCUCCAUACUAUCCCCACUAACAUUUGCCAAAAUGUUACAAAAUUAAGCCUCAAAAAUAACAAAAUAACUUUAAAUGAUACUGACAAAAAGGUUCUUCAAAGGCUUACUAACCUCACUGAACUCUAUCUGAAUGAAAAUAGAAUUAUUGUACUGUAUAAUAACAGCUUCUGCAAACUGACAAAACUCACAAUUCUGGAUAUCAGUAAUAAUCAUAUUACCAUGGUACAUAAAGCAGCAUUUGCAGGCUUAAAUCAGCUCUCAAAGUUGAAUCUAUUCCGUAACAAUAUUACUCAAUUAGAUUCAGAUGUAUUUACGUCAUUAAAGAGUCUGACAGUUUUGAAUCUACAGGAUAACCUAUUGAAAUCUUUUCAUAUGAAAUCAUCUUGUAAGUUGAUUAAAAUCACCUUAGCUGGAAACCCAUGGAACUGUUCCUGUGACCUUCUUGAUUUACAGAAAUGGCUAACUACCUCCAACGUGACAAUGGAAAAUGAAAACAACACUGUAUGUGCAUUCCCAAACACCCAGAAAAUAAUUUCUAUCAGGACUGCAGUUAUCCAAACAACAGACUGUGAUUUUAAAAAAGAUUCUUUCGAAACCACUGUAACUUCCACUUCUUCCAAUAAGCUUAAAAGCAUUGCCUUUCUAACAUCUCUGGCUUCUACAAACAACGUUACCGGAAACAAUGGAACGCAUGCAGUGUUACCACUUCUUGGCAAAAGUUGGACCUUCCUAGUGGGUGUCCUAGGGUUCGUCCUAAGCACUACGCUCCUGAUUUUUACUGCCAUAAAAUGCCCAACAUGGUAUCGCUAUUUGAUCAGCUACAGUCACCGUCGUCUGGAAGAAAACGACCCAGAGAUGUUUGAACAGGAGUUCUCAGCUGAAGUAAAUUCUUUUCCCACUGUAUCAGGUACAAACAAUGAACAUUCCAUAGUAAUAUUUGAGAAAAUUCAUGCAUUUGUUCCUGAGGAAGAUGGAUUUAUUGAAGAUAAAUAUAUAGAUACUGAUGGAAUAUCUGAGGAGAGCUAAUUUCUUACAUAAUGGAUGAUCUGACUUUCAAAACUUUAGUAACCUUGUUCAAUCUAUUCAGCCUUGCAUAUUAUGGUACUUAUGUAUGACACAAAAUGCUGCCAAGCAAUCCAUCUCUUUCUAUUUCAUCUGGUCAAAUCUGUAACAAGGUAUUGCUGCACGAAUCAAAGCCAAAAAAUCAAGUAACAAGCAUGCGUUACUGCCAUAACAUGUAAGAAUACAGAUCAUCUUACAUAAAAACGUACUUCAUCAUUUCUUGGUAAAAACAAAACCCCCUUACAGUAUGCUGCUAAACAUGACCAAAUCUUUACAAAGCAGCUUGUGAAGCUGACAUUAUUACCGAUGCUUUAAAGGCGAGGAAGCUCAGAGAGGAAAAAUGAUUUAUCUAAAGUGUUGAAGCAGACCACAGCCAGACUGCAGACUGAAUCCAAAGUACUAGUAUCACAGCUCAAUAGUCUAUCAGGGAAACUAACAUCCUCCAAAUAGAGAAUGGUGUUCAGGUUUUUUUCAAUGAAUUAGCAGAACAACAGACUAACUUUUCUGCUAGCUUAAAUGUGUUCACAUACAAUACAACA
Dromaius novaehollandiae (emu) is the source of this 1877-nucleotide messenger RNA. RefSeq names its product leucine rich repeat containing 19 (gene LRRC19). The transcript has 5 exons. Gene Ontology annotation, cellular component: plasma membrane. Bases 166 to 1302 code for a protein of 378 amino acids. NCBI's taxonomy places the organism in Eukaryota, Metazoa, Chordata, Aves, Casuariiformes, Dromaiidae. The record is from RefSeq and is a predicted model, not a curated record. Gene Ontology annotation, molecular function: protein binding; signaling receptor activity. Gene Ontology annotation, biological process: positive regulation of non-canonical NF-kappaB signal transduction; interleukin-8 production.